GUAUUCCGUGGUAACUCCUUUAUUUUAAAAAGUAGAGAUAUUACGUGCAGAAACCGAGUGCUGCAGCAUUUUUCAGGCGUGCAAACUCGCUUGCCUCUGCAGGAUGACAGAAAGUGGCCACGUGGAGGGCUUUAACCAAUCACUUCUAGAGCCUCGAGCACAGGGCUAUAAAUAUGAGGCGGUUGCCGUAGAGACGUCCGCCAUUGAAGAACAACACUCAACGCAUGACCCCGUGUAUCUUGUAAGGAAGACAGCCUGUGAUGAGAGCUGAACUGCAGCAAAGCCUAAUGUGAGACCUUUAAUGGGAAUUGGAGGACACAAUGUCAGAUAUGAAAAUCUCUCAAACCCCCACUGUGAGUGGAAACCCCCCUCCCCCAGAGAUUAUAAACCCCAAGAAGCCCGGACGCUCAACCAAUCAGCUGCAGUAUCUGGAAAAGGUGGUGGUCAGGGCCUUAUGGAGGCAUCAGUUUUCAUGGCCCUUUCGCCAGCCUGUUGAUGCAGUAGCGCUGCGUCUUCCAGAUUAUUAUACAAUUAUUAAGAAUCCCAUGGAUCUUGGCACCAUUAAGAAGCGUCUCCAGAACAAUUAUUACUGGAAGGGGCUAGAAUGUAUACAGGACUUAAACACCAUGUUCAACAACUGCUAUACAUACAAUCAGCCUGGUGAUGACAUUGUUUUCAUGGCAAAAACCCUGCAUAAAACCUUCUCUCAUAAAGUGGCCCAAAUGCCUCAGGAGGAGAGUGAACUGUCAGCAUCCACUACAAAGAUACCAGGGAAAGGAAAAAAGACAGGUGCAGUGAAGCCGCGGCCCCACUCCCCUGUGUCAGAAGUUGUGGUCCAGCAGACGGUGACUGUCAUUCCUCCCGAUGCACUUCACUCCAUCCCACCCAACCGGCUCUCCACACAGAUUGAUGCAACAAUUAAAAAGGGUUUUAAGCGGAAAGCAGAUGGCACAAGCUCACCUACCUCAGCAGUCUCUAGCUGCGAGUUAUCUGUGGAGCGUUCAGCAGCUUGUAAGCUAUCUUCCACGCGGGGAAGCGGAAGGACCAUCAAACCACCCAGGAAAAGCUUGCCUGACUCUCCCUGUGUGGCCAAGAAGCCCAAACUCUCUGCACAGCUCAAGUACUGUGAGUUGAUCCUUAAAGAGAUGUUCUCAAAUAGACACUCUGCCUAUGCCUGGCCUUUCUACACCCCUGUUGAUGCAGAUGCCCUGGGCUUGCAUGACUACCAUGACAUUAUCAAGCAGCCUAUGGAUCUUGGUACCAUAAGGAAAAAAAUGGAUCAGCGAAAGUAUACAAAUGCCCAAGAGUUUUCUGCAGAUGUCAGACUGAUGUUCUCCAAUUGUUAUAAAUACAACCCACCUUCGCAUGAAAUAGUCUUCAUGGCAAGAAAACUGCAGGAUGUUUUUGAGGCUCGAUAUUCGAAGAUUCCUGAGGAACCACAGCGUCGGUUUUCAACUGGUGAAAGAGUUGAGAAGGGAAAAGGAGACAGACCUGAAAGUUCCUCAACCACAUCAAGUAGUGAAAGUGACAGCUCGUCAGAUUCAGAGAGUUCUGCAGAGGAGAGGGCCCUGAAGCUGGCCAGUUUAGAGGAACAGUUGAAGGCAGUUAGUAAUCAGCUGCAGAGACUCACCCAGGUGCCCCUCCUGAAACCAAAGAAGAAAGAGAAGUUGAAAAAGGACAGAAGAUCCAAAAAGAAAGACAUCCUUGAGCAAAAGAACAAAUCCUCAAAAAGCAAAUCUAAUGUGGCGAAAAUGGUCCACAGCAAAGGCUCUACUCUGCAUGGCAAGAAACACAGUAUUCAGGGUGCGCCCUUCAAAUCUGAGGUUGAGCCUCCAGCAAUUCCAAUGACUUACAGUGAGAAGAAGCAAUUGAGUCUGGACAUCAACAAGCUGCCUGGUGACAAACUUGGCAAGUUGGUGGAUGUCAUUCAGGCCAGGGAGUCUUCUCUGCAACAUGUCAGCCCAGAGGAGGUUGAGAUCGACUUUGAAAAGCUUAAGCCGUCGACACUGAGGGCUGUGCAAAGGUUCGUCAUGAGGUGUCUGAGGAAACUGUCCAACAGUGUUGACAAAAAAAAGUUGGUGAAACCCCUAGGAGCCAUGCAGACAGGAAAGUUAAAGGAUGCUCGGAGAUCGCUGACUGCCAGUAAAGAGCAGAACUUGGCUAAGAAGAAAAAGUCAGUCGGUGAACCAUUGUCAUCACAUGGGCACAUGCCACACCUCUGUGAUAGCAGCAGCCCCUCCUUCAGCUCUAACAGCAGUAGUAAUGAUUCUAGCACUUCUGAUAUCAGUGACUCUGAAUCAGUGCCGAAAACGAAGAAGCUGAAAAGUAAAGAUGUUUGCCAGAAGGCUAAAAUUAAGUUAAAGGUGAAACCUGCUGCCCAUAGUACGCAGAUAUCUGAGACAAAAAUAAAAGCUUCAAUGAAGACCUCUCAGCCACGUCCUGCUGUGCAGUCCCUGGUAGCAGAGAUUAAAGAGCACACUUCACAGCUGCAUGCAGACCAGUCUCAUGAUGAGCUGAUUUUGUCGCCUCCAGAUUUAUCUGCAGUUUUGUCCCCCCUGUCAUCUCCUCCGGAGAUGUUGAUGGUCUGGGUUCACAACAGACUUGAGUGCCCACUGUUAUCGCCUCUUCAAGACAGCCCAUUGCAGCCCAAGGAUGAGGGAAAGUGUGAUUUCAGGUGGUCUGAGGAUUUGCUUGACAGCCAUACCACGAAUGUGUUUGACACCAACACAGCCAAUAAAUCUGCUGAAGAUGUGAAGUCUGAAUUACCCAAAAAGGAUAUUGUCUUGAAGAAUGCAGACUCUUGGGCUAAGCUGAUAAAAGAGUCUACUGUCACCCCUACUAUUAUCAAAUCUUCAAAAGAGAACUUCCAGUUGUUCCGUAAGGUUGCUAUGGAAAAGGAAGAACGUGAAAAGGCACUCAAGAAGAAACAGAUGAAUGCAAACAGGGAGAGAGAGGCUUCUGAAAACAGCAGCCUUCUAGGCCCGGACACAGCAGAAAAAAAUCUGCAAUUUGCUGAAGAGGAUCCUGAUUCACCUGAGAUCCUUUGCACAGAGACUACCUUAGAUGUCCCCAAAGAUGUGAAACCGCAAAGAUCCAGCUCUCCUGUGACAACAGAACUUCUCACUGCACAAAUCUCAGUGGAUGCAGAAAGAGAGAUGGCCCGCAAAAAGGAGCAAGAGCGUCGCAGACGAGAGGCUAUGUGCAGUAUUGACAUGAGCAUGCAGAGUGACAUCAUGGCUUCAUUUGAGCUGAACCUGGACUGAAAAGCAACUGGGAUUCACUUGAUAAUUCAGUUUGAUCCUCUGCACAAGAACUGUUUGAGUACAUGGUGUCUGAUGUUUGUUUUCUGGGCACUGAAUGACAGAAUGUCUGUACAACAGGCCUGAGAGAGGUCAGCUCCACAUCAGCAGAGUUGUACUCCUGGAGAGAAUACAAUAAAAGACAGUUUAUUUCACCUGCAAAAGAUCAUAAUAUUUGGUAUAAAAAAAGUCCUUGCUCUUGUAUUUGCACUUUUUUGCACUAAAUAUCUGCACUGAUGCACGCUUGAAAUGUUGUGAUUGAAAGUUGGGUCUAAUAUCUUGACAUCCUGAAUAGUUUGUUCUUUUCACUGUGAGUCCCUCAGUACAUAGUUGUGUGUGACAAACUAAUUAAUGCCUUAAUAUGUUUACAUUCUGAUAAAACUAUCACUUUAUUGACUUGUUUGCUGAAAUGUGAAGUGUUUCUUUCAUGUGUAGUUUAUCUUGUUUCAGUUAAUCAGUAUUCAAAGAAAAAAUAUGCUAGAUAUUGAAAGGACACUUCAGUCACUAUUGUUUGAUGUUGUACACGUUACAUUCACACAUCCUGUGACUGACUGACUUUUUCUUUUUCUUUUUUGUUUGUUUUGUUUUCCUCUAAGUUUUGGGAAAAAUUUAAACAUCUAAAUCUGUAUUUUGUUUUACCCAGAGGUAGAAGUGUAGUCCGAGUCAGUGUUAAAAAUGUGGGGCUGAAUGAAAAUAUAGUAUCUCUAAUUUGUUUAUCUUCUUUAAUGUGCCAUAAAUUGCAUUGUUGACUGUA
Molecule: messenger RNA, 4053 nt
Organism: Myripristis murdjan (pinecone soldierfish)
Lineage: Eukaryota; Metazoa; Chordata; Actinopteri; Holocentriformes; Holocentridae
Gene: brdt
Product: bromodomain, testis-specific
Exons: 20
Coding region: 321-3263 (980 amino acids)
Biological process (GO): chromatin remodeling; regulation of DNA-templated transcription
Cellular component (GO): chromatin; nucleus
Source: RefSeq, a predicted model, not a curated record